Messenger RNA from Eucalyptus grandis, 978 nucleotides. RefSeq names its product esterase AGAP003155. The transcript is spliced from 7 exons. Bases 44 to 766 code for a protein of 240 amino acids. Lineage: Eukaryota; Viridiplantae; Streptophyta; Magnoliopsida; Myrtales; Myrtaceae. The record is from RefSeq and is a predicted model, not a curated record.
UAACACUAGUUCACUCCCAGGAUAGUAGGAGAAAGCAAAAGCGAUGACCGAAAGCCAUACCCAUGAGAAGCCCAGGAUUCUGUGCCUCCACGGGUUCAGAAUGAGCGCUAAGAUCCUCGAGACGCAGAUCCAUAAAUGGCCCGAAUCCGUCCUGGAGAAGCUGGAUCUGGUGUACCUCAACGCCCCGUACCCGUCCAUGGGCAAGUCCGGUGUGGAGGGCAUCUUCGAUCCGCCCUACUUCGAGUGGUUCCAAGCCAAUCAGGAUUUUACAGAGUUCGAGAACUUUGAAGAGUGCAUCGAUUUCAUUGAAGAUUUCAUGGUGAAGAACGGUCCCUUUGAUGGUUUACUGGGUUUUUCCCAGGGAGCCGUUCUAGCUGCAGCAUUGCCAGGAAUGCAGGCAGAGGGUUUGGUGCUCACCAAGGUGCCCAAGAUCAAGUUUCUGAUUUUAAUUUCCGGGGCUAAGCUCGGCGGAUCGAAAUAUGGCGCACCUCCGCUGGCAGCUAAUGCGUUUUCCCCUCCUGUCAAGUGCCCUUCUCUUCAUCUUAUAGGCGAGAACGAUUUCCAGAAGCCAGAUUCGAUCGCUCUGCUCGAUUCGUUCGUGGAUCCGAUUGUCGUACAUCACCUGAGAGGCCACACAAUCCCCAUGCUCGAUGAUCAAAGUCUAGAGGUUGUCAACAAUUUCAUUGAGAAGAUCCGAAAUCACGCUACUACCACUGCACAGGUUGAUACGCGCAAUGCCAAGCAUUCCUUUCGGAGUCGAGUGUGAGUGCUAAGUAGAGAUCCUCUUUGGUGUGGUAGGCCCUUUGCCCUAGAAGGCGAUUGCUGUUAACUAUUAAAGGGGUCACAUGGUGACUUGGUAUUCAUGAUUCUACAAGAAUUUACAUGAAAAUCUCGCAUUUGCUUCCUUCAAUGGAAGUUUUAUUUUCUAGAACGCAUCACAAUUUUUGGUUGUGAUCAAUUCAAUCUCUGAUAAAAAAG